Rhagoletis zephyria (snowberry fruit fly) is the source of this 405-nucleotide messenger RNA. Lineage: Eukaryota; Metazoa; Arthropoda; Insecta; Diptera; Tephritidae. The record is from RefSeq and is a predicted model, not a curated record.
AUGCAAAUCUUCCUCCGCCUGGAUGGCACCCACGCCGUGGAGUGCGAAUCGACUGACGUCGUCUUUGCGCUGAAGCAGCACCUCGAGGAGACCCAGGCGAUCGCCGCCGCCGAGGAGGCGAUCCUCUACCACAACGGCCGCCCGCUGGACGACGAAGAGGAGCUCGGACAGUGCCUGAGCAGCGGCGCCCACGUCGACGUCGCCCUGCGACUGCUCGGUGGUAAGGUGCACGGCUCGCUCGCCCGUGCCGGCAAGGUCAAGGGCCAGACGCCGAAGGUGGACAAGCAGGAGAAGAAGAAGAAGGCCACCGGCCGAGCGAAGCGUCGUCUGCAGUACAACCGCCGAUUCGUCAACGCCGUCCGCGCUCCAGGCCGCCGACGUGGCCCGAACGCCAACGUUGCUUAG